Messenger RNA from Solea senegalensis (Senegalese sole), 2074 nucleotides. RefSeq names its product G protein-coupled receptor 17 (gene gpr17). The transcript has 2 exons. Gene Ontology annotation, molecular function: G protein-coupled receptor activity. NCBI's taxonomy places the organism in Eukaryota, Metazoa, Chordata, Actinopteri, Pleuronectiformes, Soleidae. The record is from RefSeq and is a predicted model, not a curated record. Gene Ontology annotation, cellular component: membrane. The coding region runs from base 154 to 1173 and encodes 339 amino acids. Gene Ontology annotation, biological process: phospholipase C-activating G protein-coupled receptor signaling pathway; positive regulation of Rho protein signal transduction.
UGGAGCAGCCUCAGUUCUGCAGCUCUGCUCCACAGGCAAACUCUCAGCUUCCACACACAACUGCUGUGCAACUAUUUCUGCGCUGAUUCCUGCUCCUCAAGCAACGAACCCUCUCUUCCGUCUCAAGUCAUCAGGAGCUCCUGGCCAACCCCAAUGGAGUCCACUACCAUGGAGCUGUCCCUGUCCCUGUUGUCCAAUCAGUCGGAGACCUGUGCAGCAGUGGAGACCACAGCUGAGAACACUUUAUUUGGAUGUUUCUACAUCCUGGUUUUCUUCCUGGCGUUGAACGGCAACAGCCUGGCUCUGUGGAUCUUCUGUCAUCAGCGCGGCACGUCUUCCCCGGCGAAUGCGUUCUUGAUGCAUCUUGCUGUGGCAGACCUGUCGUACGUGGUCAUCCUCCCACUGAGGGCCACGUACCAUCUCACCGGAGGCCACUGGCCCUUUGGUGAGGUUCCCUGCAGAGUCGUUGGCUUCUUGUUUUACGUCAACAUGUACGCCAGCCUGUACUUUCUGGCGUGCGUGGCAGCAGACCGUUACCUGGCUGUGGUUCAUGCCGUGAGGUCGCUGAAGGUUCGUCGUGCCCGCUAUGCUCAUAUCAUCAGCUUCUGUCUCUGGGCCCUAGUCACUGUCUCCAUGGCGCCUUUGCUGGUCACCCACCAGACUGCAGAGGUGGACGGUGUGACCGUGUGUCUGCAGCUCUACAGAGAGAAAGCGUCGCGUAAUGCUCUGAUCUCACUGGCUGUGGCCUUCACUCCGCCUUUCCUCGCCAUCCUCUCCUGCUACAUGCUCAUCAUCCGCAGCCUGCAUCGGGGCUCCAGGUUAGAGCCGGCCGUCAAACUGAGGGCCCUGCGGACCAUCAGUGUGGUCAUACUCAUCUAUGUGGUGUGUUUCCUGCCUUAUCAUGUGAGCAGAGCCACCUUCAUCCUCGGGUACAACCACCCGGACUCGUCCUGUCAGACGCGGCGAGGCCUGAGCCUGGCCAACCGCCUCACCUCCUUCCUCACGUGUCUGAACGGUGCUAUGGACCCGUUGGUCUACAUGUUCGGGGCCAAGAAGUUCCGCGAGACUCUAAGACAGAUGUUUUGCAAAAAUAAGGCAGGACUCUCAGGAGCCACCAGUGGAGAGUUGAAAGGAACACACGAGAGCUCCAUAACUGCCAAGUCAGAGUUCUGAUGCAUUCAGAAUCCAACUAAAGCACUGUGUGGACUGAAAGCUUCUACAUCACAACCAAAGUUAGUCUGACUGUUGCUUUUGCCAAACAAAAGGCAGGGACUUUUUCUUCCAUGUGGUUAAUAAGCCACAGUAAAUAUCUUAUCCCAAAACUGUCAAUGUCCACCCUAUAAAACUUUUCAUUCCUCACUCAAAUGAACUCCUACAUAUUUAAAAGUCCCAUGUUAUAGAUUUUGAGGCACAAAAGACAAGAUGUCGCCGUAAGAUGAUUUUUGGGAGUUAAAACAAGAAGUAUAUUUUUUUAUGGGCCCUUUUUACUGUUAGAUACUUUGACAGAAAGCACAAGUGUAAAUAAUCAAAUGAAAGUGAAAGUCACUUUUCUGACUAACAUAACUAAACAGAGUCUCCAUCAAUGUCAUCGGUAUAAUCUGCAGCUCUUUCUGCUAAAGCAUGUUAACCUGCCUGAUGUGAACAAGGCCAGUGGGCCAUUAAAAUUCAUCAUAAACAUCACAAAAAUGUCAAAAUAUGACAUGUGAUUUUCUUAAGCCUGUGAGUUUUUGUCCUUGGUCUAAGAACUUGACCAAAGCAUUUUACACGACUACUCAUAAUAUCUGACAAAUGUACUGUACAUAGAUAACCUUUACUACAUAUUUGUAUCGUGUACUGUAGCAAACUAAUUUAGUUUCUGAGCUAAAAGCUAACGUCAACAACAUUUACAUAACACAUAAACACAGUUUCCUCCACACGCAGCCUCAGAGCUGGAGACUCUUUGCAAAGCUGUGCCAAGAACAGGAAGUUGAGAAACGCCAAGCUUUUCAAAUGGCAGUGAAAGCACCAGCAAAUCAUAUUGAUUUGAUAUAUAUUUAUAUUGAAAAGACUUAACAAUCCUAAAAAUGUGGUUUAA